This is a messenger RNA of Danaus plexippus (monarch butterfly), 3969 nucleotides long. Its product is annotated as nephrin-like. The coding region runs from base 405 to 3116 and encodes 903 amino acids. The transcript is spliced from 17 exons. The record is from RefSeq and is a predicted model, not a curated record. Lineage: Eukaryota; Metazoa; Arthropoda; Insecta; Lepidoptera; Nymphalidae.
GGUAAGAUGAUAGAUCUAUUGAACAAAGCCGCCUGUUGCUAGGCAUUUCGAUCAUUCUGACACAACUGGCUAUAGACGUUUGUUGAUCUCUAAAACUUUAACUUGAAUAUGUCUUACUUUUACAUAUAUAUGGAUGACCAGAAAUACAAAAUAUCAGUAUUUUAUUAAUCAAAUGUUGCAUUAAACGAAAACUUUAUAAAUAUAACAAAAAUAAGAUUUUCUUAUUAUCAGAUACAAGUAAUUAUGUAUUAAAAGUAACACUUCAUUCAAGCAGAUAUGGCCUCCUUUUGUUUACCUUAAAAUUUGUUAAAAUGAAUACCUGGUAACCUCAAAAUUUGUUAAAAUGAAUAUUGAAAUAAGAACAUUACCAUGUAAAUGUGAUUGUGUGAGCUCAUAAUGCUACCAUGUGCUCCAUGAAGUGGCUCCGACUGCUUGUGAUGCUGGCUGUCUGCUGUGCUCAAGAAGGAGAAUGGAACGAAGAUGCGGAGGACUUAGUGUCAACAGUGGAUGUAGAUGCCGUGCUGGGGCGUACAGCAUCGCUUCCCUGUGACGUUACUCCAGAUACAAAUGAGGAUAGAGUAUACAUGGUGCUCUGGUUUCGAGCAGGGAAGAGUACCGGCGGAAAACCUAUUUAUAGUUUUGACGUUCGUGGAAGAUCAUUUAACAAAGCUUUACAAUGGUCAGAUCCUAAUGUUUUUGGUCCACGGGCUUAUUUCGCCACCGUUGCCAGACCGGCCUCUUUGACGCUUGACACUGUCCAAUUGGAUGAUGAAGGAGUAUACCGCUGUCGAGUCGACUUUAAGAAUUCUCCCACACGCAAUUUCCAAAUCAGAUUGUCCGUUAUUGUUCCACCACAUCAACUGAUACUAUACGACAAGUCUGGGCGAGAUGUUUCGGGCGUGGUGGGUCCGCUCGAAGAGGGCAACGAGCUUGUCCUCGUUUGCGAGGUCAGAGGAGGUCGUCCAGCGCCAACGGUUAUCUGGCUAAUCGAUAACAUACCAGCUCCACAAUAUAUAGGAGAGAAGACUGACACACACGUUGUUGUUAACAAGCUAGAAUUACCUCAUGUAAAGCGAAUCCAUCUAAACACCACGUUCAAGUGCAGAGCCUCUAAUACCAACCUUGUUAGCCCACAAGAAAAAACAGUACGAUUAGAAAUGAACUUGAAACCAACGCUGGUACAGAUACAGAACAAACCAGUGACGUUAUCUUCGGAACGCUACGUCAGCUUAUCGUGUGUGUCAGAGGGAAGCCGCCCGCCCGCGCAGUUGACCUGGUUCAAGGACAAUAGAAAAUUUAAAAGAGGAAAAAUAACAGAUGCAUCUAAUGACACUUGGGUGAGCAGCACGCUGCAAUUUAUGCCACUUCCAGAAGACGAUGGCGUCCAAAUAAAAUGUCAAGCAGAUAACAACGCGCUUCCCGGACAAAGCAUAGAAGAUUCUUUCAAACUGGAUGUUGUUUAUCCACCCGUCGUAUCAUUGUCAUUAGGCAGCACAUUAAACCCUCACGAUAUUAAGGAAGGCGAUGACGUUUAUUUCGAAUGUUCAGUGCGCGCUAAUCCCAAAGAACACAGAAUAUCCUGGUACCAUAAUGAAAAACCAGUACUCCAUAACGUGGUUUCUGGCAUCAUUGUCAGCACCAAGUCAUUAGUGCUACAAAAGGUUACAAGGGACUAUAGCGGAGACUACUCUUGUCGUGCCACCAAUGCCCUCGGAGAAACAGCGAGCCAAGCUACUCAUCUUAGUAUACAAUAUACACCAGUUUGCACGCACACUUCACCUCAAGUGUUAGGUGCACAGAUAGACGAGGCUCUACUUAUACGCUGUUCUGUUACCGCCAAUCCCCCAGAUGUCACCUUCUUUUGGCAGUUUAAUAAUAGUGGGGAGAGCCUAGACGUAUCCCCGACUAAGUUUGGCACAGCCAACGGCAGUACAAGCGAGUUAAGCUACAAACCUCAAAGCGAACGCGACUAUGGAGCUCUGAGUUGCCGCGGUACAAAUUCAGUCGGUAGACAAGACGAGCCAUGUGUAUUUCAAAUAGUACCCGCAUCUCGCCCAGCCCCACCUAAAAACUGUUCUCUUCACACCGGAUCCAAUAGUUCUGAGGGGCUGAACUGGUUGAUGGUACGCUGUGUUGCUGGAUAUGACGGUGGUCUACCUCAAACCUUUUUGCUGGAAACACUAGAUCCCAUCACUAGCAAGACUAAGUUCAAUAGCAGCGCUAACGAUACAGAUGGUUUAGCUACUUUCAAGUUAGAUCUCUCGCAAAUAUCGGCUGGCGAGACCGAGACCACAUUUAAUCUACUCAUCUAUGCAAGGAACCUCAAGGGAGAUUCGGAGAAAACUCUGCUGGAAAAUAUUGCUUUCAAUGACGCCGCCAGGAGAACGGAUGGCAAAAAUGUAUUGGGAGGAAUAACGUUUGGAAUGGUAAUUGCUGCGUCACUUGGAGCCGUGUUUGCCGUUGGAGGAAUAAUUUUCGCCGCGCUCUGUGCACGUCGAAAGAGAUCUCAUCCAACUCAUAAACAUCCUCCAGGUGAUAUGCUGGAGUUAAGUGAUGGGUGCAGAAGAUAUGUUGUAGCAUACACUAUCAAACCAUCGCAAGAACUUAAAACGCCUGAUCCACAGCCAGAUAUUUUAAAUCCACCAGAUGGCGAAAGUCAAAAAGCACCAGCUUCGACGGUUGAAGCCGAUGAGUGGCCAAGUGUAAAAGAAGUUAGAGGGGACUGGAAUAAAACAGGAGCUGUCUUUUCAGCAGAGGACCUUGCACUUUUAGAUUCAACUGGACAUCCACAAGAGAUAACUUCAAGAAAUGAAUUGGUUCAUAACAGUCGGCAGGAAGACGCUCUUAAUCAGAAUUUAUCUCAACCUAUAUUAGCAAGUAAUUUUAGGCCCAACUUUUUAGUAACAAAUAGUCCAACAUUAGGAAGUCCAAACUUUGUGUGUCCUAAUGGUAAUAUUGGAUCACCUUUUGAAAGUCAAACGCUCACACUAAGCGGACCAACUUUAAGUUCUAGUAGUCUGUCUAAUUCUACGUUACAUAGAAAAGGCAAGAGUAAUACACGAAGAAGAGAACAUGUUCUCGCAGAAAACUUGCCGGGUCCUGAGAGCUGUGUUUAAAGUGAUGAACGGACUUAAAGUCUAAUGGAGACUUAAAAUUCAUUAUUUUAGAUGAAUCUAUAUUUUCUUGUAAUAUAGCAGGCGUUUAUGAUAACUAGCUUUUUGGCCCAAAUAACGCAUACUAUAGGGACAUUGUAAGAAACUUAUGUGUUUAACUUUAUAUUUGUGUUUGUGUACAUUUUGAAAUAAAUGACAAUACAAAUGUUACUUCUUGAUUAUAUUUUCAAGUUUGCUAUUACAUUGUUACCUAGAUGUUAGUAGAAUUAAUUUUGCUGGUGUAAAAAUCUUUAAGAUAAAAAUUAGGUGUGGCGAUAACCAACAUAGCAUGUAUUAUCAAGACUGUAAAAUUUGUAAAUAUAAAAGUGACUAGAGGUAUUAUGAGUUCCCGUUAAAUGAUGCUUGAGGAUCUUUUGUUAAUAACAUUGGUUGUGUGGAUGUAUAUACGGCUAGGCUUAAGUUAAAAAAUAUUAUUUACAUCUCAUUUUCUCAAACGAUGACACGAGUUAUCAUACAUGUGAACAUUUUUUUUUGUGAAUGUGAUUAAUGAUUAUGUUUUAUAAAAGACGAUGAAUGUCGUGUUACCUCCAGCGGUUAUGUUUGAAUAAAUUCUUAGUUGACUUUUUUUUUCAUCAACUGUAAAUAUCUUUUUUCCAAAUUAAGUAGUGCCAUUUAAUAUAAUCGAAAUAGUUGCUUGGUGAAACAUAUUUCUAUUUUGUGUUAAUUUUAUUGAUAGAGUUUAACUGGAUCGGCUCGUUUUGUAUGAAAUAUGUAUGUCUGUUGUAGCUGUCAAAGCAAUUUUUCUGUGGUCUUUACUUGUAAAUUUUAUAUUUAAUAAAUAUUAAAAACUUAUAAA